Humulus lupulus (European hop) is the source of this 1530-nucleotide messenger RNA. RefSeq names its product xyloglucan O-acetyltransferase 4-like. Lineage: Eukaryota; Viridiplantae; Streptophyta; Magnoliopsida; Rosales; Cannabaceae. Gene Ontology annotation, molecular function: O-acetyltransferase activity. Gene Ontology annotation, cellular component: Golgi apparatus. Bases 91 to 1386 code for a protein of 431 amino acids. The record is from RefSeq and is a predicted model, not a curated record. The transcript has 3 exons.
UUCACAAUUCAAACACAUACAAAAAAAAAAAACCCUCUUUCUCUGUCUUUCUCUGACAGAGUUGAGUUGAGACUGUAUACUAAGAGGGUCAUGAAGUCUACAAGUACUCUUUCCUCAGAAAGACUUAGACUCCAUGAUAAAAGAGAGCGAUGGUCCAAAAUGGGAAAGAUAGUCCCUUUCUUGUUCACGUCUUUGGCCAUAGUCACUGUAUUCAGCUUCUUCCUUCUGUCCUCUCCAAACCGUUUUAAGGUCAUUCCCAAACAAGGCCUUAGUUCUGUCCAAAACCUUCAUGCAGUUCAAGAGAACCGUUCCAAAACUCAUUUUGAAGAGGUGGAAAAUUGUGACUUGUUUAAAGGUCACUGGGUUCCAGAACUGAGAGGCUCUCUCUAUACCAAUUCAAGCUGUACAACUAUUCCUGAUUCGAAGAAUUGUUUCAAAAAUGGAAGACAAGAUACAGAUUUUCUUAACUGGAGAUGGAAACCUGAAAAGUGUGAGCUACCAAGGUUUGAUGCCAAGGCCUUUUUGGAGAUGGUUCGAGGCAAGAAUAUGGCGUUUAUUGGAGACUCGGUGGCUAGGAACCACAUAGAGUCCCUGCUUUGUCUUCUGUCACAGGAGAAAAUGCCUUUAGAAAUUUACAAGGACACUGAAGAUCGGUUCAAGAAAUGGUUCUUUCCCAGUCAUGAUUUCACCCUUAUGAUUCUGUGGACCAAGUUUCUCAUAGUAGGAGAAGAGAGAAUGGUCAAUGGAACAGGGACCAGCGCUUUCGAUCUCCAGCUUGACAAAGUGGAGAAUAGCUGGGCUGAUUUCCUUCCCCAACUAGACUAUGCCAUAAUCUCUGAUGGACAUUGGUUCUUCCGAGUUAUGUAUCUUCACCAAGGCAAUAACUUAACAGGCUGCGUCUACUGCAACGAACCAAACAUCACAAAACACAACAUUAGCUUUGCAGUUCGAAUGGCGUUUAGAAAAGCAUUUGAUUACAUCAACGCCUGCAAGAACUGCACUGGUCUUGUAACUCUGACGAGGACAUUUGCACCAGCUCACUUUGAGAAUGGCUUUUGGAACACUGGAGGUUACUGUAACAGGACGAGUCCCCUGAGUGAAGCGGAUACCAAUUUGGGGAAUUUCGAGUGGGAAAUGAGGAACAUCCAGGUGGAAGAGAUGGAGAGGGCAAGAGAAAUUGGAAAGAAGCAAGGAAAGAAGUUUGGAGUUGUGGAUGUGACAAGGGCUAUGCUGAUGAGACCAGAUGGGCAUCCUGGGUCUCACUGGGGCAACAAAUGGAUGAAAGGUUACAAUGACUGUGUCCACUGGUGCAUGCCAGGCCCUGUAGAUCAUUGGAACCAUUUUUUGAUGGCAGUUAUGAGGAAGGAGUCGGGUUUAUUUUAUUGAUACAAGAGUUUGGUUCUAUAGAACUAUAGAACUAUACACCAUACUGAUUUUACAUCUAUUUAUUUGUGUCCAAUUUUCUUAAAUGGACAUACAUGAUAUUCUCAAUAAAAUUUAUUAUGGGCAUGGUUAUGCUGUUGCAAAUAA